ACACACGGAGCACUUGGAGUGCAGACUGGCGCGGACUGGCACACACACCGGCACACAGAAGCUCGGGCCGGUCGCGACUCAACCAGGAAGCUAUUCGGCGCACGCACACGCUGAUCGACUCUCGCUCGCUGCCACCGGACGCAGCAUUAUACAUGUGUAUAUGUCGCGCGCUGCGCGCCGCGCGGAGAGCCUCAUCCGCUCCGUGCGUGCUCUCGAGCACAUCAUCGAGCGCAAGCGCGGCCUCGAGGAUGCCCUCCCGCGGGCGAGCGCCGGGCUCGAGGCGCGGGCUGGCGGCGUCAUCCACGACACCGUCGCGGGCACGCUGAGGCACCUGCACCAGUACGAGCGUCGACUGGACGCGGCGGCUGCUGCGGCUGCAGGCGACCGCGCCUGGAGGGCGGUCGAGGACAUGCCUCUGCGCCUGCUCAUGGCCUCUGCGCUCUUCCAGUGCGAGCACACUCCGGCCUCGGCAGCGCACGUCGUCCGCAGCGCCACGGAGGGCUGCGCACAGCUCGGGCGCGCGUGGGCGCAGGCGCCGAUCGAGUCAGUGGUGCGCAACGCCGCUGCAGGGCGUGGCUUCUUCUCGCGCGCCGGCGCCGCCGAGCGGCUGUCGCUUCCGGCGUGGCUGCACGAGGACCUCGUGUCGAAUCUCGGGGCGCGGCGCCUGGACGCCUUCGGCCCGCUGCUGCUGCAGCGCCCGUCGCGGCUCCACCUCGCGGUGGCAAGCUCCGCCGGCUCGCCCUCCGAGUACGCCGCGAGGCUGAGCGAGGGGAGCGGCGUGGCGGCGAGGCCUCUCGAGUUCACGCGGUUCGGCGUCUCGCUGCACGCGCGGCCGCGGGACGUCGGGUCGCUGCCCGGGGUGGCGAGCCGGCGCGUCUUCGUGCAGGACGGCGCGCAGCAGUGGGGCGUCGGCCAGCUCUCUCCCGUCGGCGCAGGCGAGGCGGUGCUCGACUUGUGCGCGGCGCCGGGCGGCAAGAGCAGGGCGCUGCUGCUGCACCAGCCCGCCGCGCGGCUGGUUGCGGUCGAGCGGUCGCGGCGCAAGGCGGCGGCGCUGCGCGAGAGCCUCGCAGGGGAGGGGCGCGCCGCCGUGGUGUGCGGCGACGCGACGAGGCCGGAGGAGUGGGCGGCGGCGUGUGGCGAGGGCGGCGCCUCGGCCGUCGUCCUCGACGCGCCGUGCUCGGCGAGCGGCAUCCUGCGCACCCGGCCCGAGGCGAAGGUGCACCAGUCGCGGGAGAGCGUCGAGGCGCUGUGCGAGACGCAGCAGCGGCUGCUGAGGGCGGCGUGGUCGCGCCUCGCGCCGGGCGGAGAGCUGCUGUACACCACCUGCUCGCUGCUGCGCGCCGAGAACGAGGAGGCGGUGCAGCGCUUCGCAGCGGAGGCGCCAGGCGCGACGCUCGCGCCGCUGCGACCGCCGCGCGGCGCGCUGAGCCGCGCGCAGCCGCAGGGCGUCACCUUCCUCCCGAGCGAGGAGCACCAGGGCGGCUUCGUCGCGCUGCUGCGCAAGGGGGAGAGGGGGCAGGGGAGAGGAGGCAGGGGCGGGGGAGACUCCUCGAGGAGGAGAGGUGGGUCUCGGAGUACUAACAGCGGCCGCGAAUUUCUUGCAACGCUCUCUAUGCAAGAGGUCAGUUAGCGUGACGCCUGUACGACCCCUCUCCGUGACUGUCGGUGUACACUUGACUCUGUCUCUCUAUCUCUCUCGUUUCGCGUUGUGUUAGAUGUGUUCGUGUGACGUGUGGGGGAGAGAUAGAACGGUG
Messenger RNA from Emiliania huxleyi CCMP1516, 1754 nucleotides. Its product is annotated as ribosomal RNA small subunit methyltransferase. The transcript has a single exon. Gene Ontology annotation, biological process: RNA methylation. Gene Ontology annotation, molecular function: methyltransferase activity. The record is from RefSeq and is a predicted model, not a curated record. NCBI's taxonomy places the organism in Eukaryota, Haptophyta, Isochrysidales, Noelaerhabdaceae. The coding region runs from base 161 to 1630 and encodes 489 amino acids.